Messenger RNA from Oreochromis aureus, 4356 nucleotides. RefSeq names its product thrombospondin type-1 domain-containing protein 1. The coding region runs from base 1214 to 4036 and encodes 940 amino acids. The transcript has 7 exons. Lineage: Eukaryota; Metazoa; Chordata; Actinopteri; Cichliformes; Cichlidae. Gene Ontology annotation, cellular component: cell periphery. The record is from RefSeq and is a predicted model, not a curated record.
UGCUUCAUUUUACCUGUUAUUAAUUUCAGGCAGGAAUAAAAAGGGCGAGAGUCGUUUUGGACGCAAAACUUGUUUAUUUUUUAAAUAUCUUCUUAAAUGGAAGCUUCAAGGCAGAUAAUAUUUAAGACUUAAGUCUUAAACCGUUAAACUGCGUGUCUAAAUUCUGAGAGGAAAAGGGAGUUUGUCGCAAACAUAAUACGCCCUCCUGUUGACCUUACUGAGCGGAUCUCUUUCACGCGCUCUGAACCCCAGCGCGCGCCUCCGGAGCGCUCGUGGGGCUGUCAUACUUGUCCCCCUGACUGUCAGUGAAAUUUAUUAGCAGCUUAUCUGGCAGAAGAAAUUCGCUACGAGCACAUGGAGGGACAGUUACUGUGGGUGCUGUGCGAGGGAAAGCGCCGAGGAACCAUACUUUUCUGAGUCUUCAAGACACGUGAGUACAAUUUGAUUUAAUCAGACUGCACUACACAAAACAGUAAAGGGUUAGACUCGCUAUGUAAAGCACCAUGCAUGCUAAUCUAGACUGAAAAUCCAGGUUUAGAUUCACUAAUUAGAAGGUAUUGCGCACACAAAGGCUGUGUUUAUUCGCGGAUUAAAAACCAGUCAUAUCCUGAAAAUAUUCACCCAAAUGAGCUACACAGUAUGAGCACGGGGUUAAAAACAAGCAAACACCAGGCUCCACCUUAACUUUGUAUUUGCUUGGAAGUUUGGCUGACUUUAUGAUGGAAAUAAUAACUAGUAGUAAAUGUUCUGAUUCUGCUCUGACUUCAAAAGUCUGAAAUGAUCUGUUUAUAUGUAUAUAGACCAAAUCAGACAAGUGUUUGGCUUCAGCCUACUACAUGUUUGUGAUGAACAAAGCCCCCUCCCCUCCUUUUUUUUUGAAACCUCUCUUGUGUGAUGGUGGCAGCUCCCCAUACCCAUUGUGAAGAUGAAAGGAAGAGGAAGACGCCAGUGUAAAUUCAGAAAAGUCAUGUUCACUGUUCAUACUCUAGCCUUCCUGUUUUCCAUACAUGCAGAAGAGCGCACAGCUUCUUGUACACACACUUAACUGCUAUCUACUACUUCUCUGUGGAUUAUCUUCUUGGUUUUUUUUUUUUGUUUAUUGUUCUAUGAUUUUUAUGAUCAUUCUAUGAUCAUUUAAAGCUUUUCACAGCGUUGUGAUGGUGGAAUAGGACGGUCAUGUGGUGUAGGAGAAAAAGGAGGCACAGGUAUCGGAAUGCCACAGGCUGUCUCACUGCUGUCCUUCCUGCUAGUGCUCAUUGGAUAUGCUUUUGCAGGGCUCAAUAUCUGGCCCUCCUUGCAUUCUGCCCUAAGCAACAGCAGCGUAUUUGUGGACUUCAGCAUAAAAUCCAACAGCAGCACCAUCCGGAGCAGGAGCCUAUCUCUGGUCAACACGGAAAGCAACACCACUGUUCUGACCAAGACUCUCCACAACAAUCAACCGGCUGGCAGGGUGGAGUUCAACUGCUCCUGCUUCCUGUACGCAGGAACUUUCCGGUUCCUGCUGAGACAAACCAGCAUCUCCACUGUUUUCCCUACUAAUAGCACAGAGGGCAGUAGCAUAGAGAGCACUACCUGGUGGUGGAGUUCAGAACUACAAGUCCAUUGGCCAACCUUUCAUAUUGCUGUGGAGAGAGCUGGGAACCACUCGGGAUCCUUUCAGGUUGGGAUAUCCACUAAUGAACACUUUCAGGCUUGUUCCAGCGGCAUUGAUUCUGCUCUCUCACUAGAAGUCAGCUAUGUGGAGUACAACCAAAUAGGUCAUAACAGCAUCAACAAGGUCCGAGCCCUCACCCGAAUCCCAAUCAAACCCCUCCGUUCUCAGAGUGUUGAACUGUCCUGUGCCUUCCCUUUCACAGACAGAGAUUUCAUAAGAGUUGCUCUACGGUCUCCUCACACAGCACAGGAGGUGAAGAGCUCUGGACCGCUCUACCUGUCCCGUAUCUUCUCCUAUAAGUUGCUAGUGGAAAAUGCCAAUGCUUACAAGAGUGGCUGUGAGGGGACUAUGACUGUUAAAUUGAUCACCCCACCCUGUGCUCACAUCAAUGGGAAAGUAUUACUGUAUAGCGAUGCUGCUUCAUCUGCAGUGAUGGGGUUCAGACCAGAGGAGCCCACUUCUCCCCCGUUGGCCUUUAACUGGCUGACUCAUGGAGAGAAUGAAACUGAAUUCAACUGCUCAGUGUUUUACCCGGGAAGGAAUAAGUACUGCUUUCGCUUUGUUUUCAACUACAGCCGCUCGCCCAGUCCAGCACAGACGUGUCUGGUGGCUUACAAAAGUGCAGAGUCAUGGGGGCCAUGGCAGCCGUGGAGUGUGUGCAGCGUGAGCUGUGGAGAAGGGGUGAGGGAACGAGUGCGUGAGUGUUUACUGCCCUCAGGUGUGCGAGGGAUGCAGUGCACUGGCAUGAUCAAGGAGCAGUCCCUGUGUUCACUAGAGGAUUGUGUCGUGGUACCAGCUCCUUCUCCAUCUCUCCCACCUGCACCGGUUGGAGCUGCACCCUUGGGCGGUAACAUGAUUGUGGUAGUUGGUAUCUCCCUUUGCCUGGCUGUGAUUAUGGCUACUGUUGUGGUGACUGUGUGGAGAAAAUUUUGCCAGAGCCCUCAGUGCAGCUCUGUGCGGAAAAGCUCCAUGCAUUCUCCUGGAGGGCGCAAGCUCUCAGAUGAGGCCUCCAUCUGUGGGCACAGCCUACAAAGACCCAGCCUGUCUGAUGUUCACAGCCCUUCAGGGGGCAUGGGUGUGGCUGCAGCCCAAAAAGAUGGGGCUUUCUUGGGAAGUCAACCUCUCUCACAGACCAUGGUGAUACCACUCCCACAGGACCCGGAAAGGCUAUCUCCCACUGGCCAGAAGGUGUUUCCACCAAUAUUUGGGUACAAAUUGGCACAACAACAGUUGAAAGAGAUGAAGAAGAAGGGCUUAAAGGAGGCUACACAGCUGUACCAUGUCUCUUCGAGCCCUGUCCAUGACACUGUUGUAGACACAUCUGCUUCACCCACCAUCUCUCCCAUUCCUACACCGAUUGGAUUUGCUCAUUCUGCCUCCCCUUUAGGUCUACAGGGUGAUUCUAAACUCAAGAACUUUCACAUUGCAGCUCCCUUUUCUGAACCACUACCACAGACUUUUAGGGCCACACCAGACAGACUGAGUCCUAGAGUGGAACUGAUCAUAGGUCCUCCUGUUGCUGCUCACGCAAGUAGGAGCAGCUCCAAGUGGCAUGACCGCACUGCUGACUGGGUAGAGAUGGUAGAGAGGACUGGGCUAACAGGUUUCAGAGAAGAAGGACAUGCAGCAAUGGGAAACUCUUAUCAUAAGAAUCCAAAUUUCCGACGGACUUCCAGUUUUAAUGAUGCCAAACCUCAGCUACCGUCGUCCGCACAGUCCAGACAGUUCAGAGAAAGAAGCCUGACCCAGGUGGGAUCUCGGACUCUUCCCGAAGGAAGCUGUUGGAGCAAAGGAGAGUGGGAGAGACAGCCAUAUCGCUCUUACCCAAUUCCAGAGCAUGGGGCUUCAGAGUGGGCUAGAUCCAGACUCCAGAAAAGUGACGGGAGGAAGCCCUGGACAGAGAAACCAGCGCUUUCGCACAUUAAUGAAAUCAAACAUGCAGGAACCAACACAAACACAAUUUCAGCAUCUGGGACACAGGGUAAAUCUGACUUUAAUAGCACAGCAGAGAGGAGAAAGAACAGUGAGCAAGUUUCAGGGAUCGGGGGUCCCGCCGCAGCACCUGUUAGUUCUCAGGGAGUGAACCAGUUGAGUUUGGAUCGGGCUGAACAGAACUGGAACCGUCGUGGACCCUCACCAAUUCAGAGGAACAUCCUGGCCCGGAAAUUAAAGGAGGCUCAGUCCUACUCUGCAGCCAAGGGGCGCAAGCGCAGCUCCAGUUUUACUGCUUCAUCCUCAGAGCAGAGGAAAGGUCGCUGCCACUCUCUGCCCGUGACUGAGGAGUACAGCAGUAGCGAUGGCUCUCCCUACAAGCUGAGCGAGGCAGAACAAAAGAUGCUGGAUCUAGAUCUGUCCUCGUCAUAUGUAUGGGAGGAGGAGUAGAUCACAAACUACAGCUGAGAAAAACUGCCACUGAUAAUUACAUUUAUCCUUUGCCCUUCACCCUACGUCUGUGUACCCACCUAUGUAUUGUAAUGUUACGGAUUUAUCUCUAUAUGUUUUUAUCUUUUAAAGUUCUUAUUUUAGACUUUUUUAGAAUUUUUUAAGGUUUGUUUUGAUAUUUUGUAAUAUUAUUACUGACUUUGUGAAUUGGUAAAGUUUUAUUUAAUUCACUGUAUGCCAUUGCUGAGAUUUUUAACACACUUUGGAAAUACAUUUCUGCUCUGUACUUCAACAGCUGGUACAAUAAACCUGUCACAUUA